AGGUUAUAAAUAACUUGCAUGUGCUCUCCAUAUUUAAUUGCUGAAAUUAAUUGCUGGGCCAUAUAUUCACAAUAUACUCUUGGCAGUCUAGUUUCGUUUUGCAAAAAUGUGGAAAUAACGGAACUUUCGAUCUAUCUUUGAUUCCCGUGAUUGUAAACUUCUUAAGUGAAAGCAUGGAUGUCGUAAUUAAUCAAGGCAGUGUGGACGAAGAAGAGCAAGAGGCUACGGAUAAUAUAAAGAGAGUUCAAGGUCAAAUUAACGAGCUGAUCAACAUACUGAAUACGAAUGUUGAGGCGCUACAGAAGAGAGGUGGGAAUUUGGAAACAUUGGAGGGUCUCGCAGAUCAACUGUAUGAAAAGGCCGGUGAAUUCAAGGUGGUCACGAGAAGAAUGAGGUACAAACACAUGGCCAGAAACAACAAGUGGUGCCUGUUGUCCGCGGUGCUCGCCUUCCUCCUCGUGGGACUAAUUAUAGGAGUGGUGGUUUUAGGAAUAAAGCUAUCGUCCGCGUAGCUAGAGUCAUGUACUUAAAACUUCGGGAGAUACGGGUGUGUGUUGGGGUUAGCUACUGCAUGUCUGUGUAGUUUGAUUACAUGAAAUUUUACAUUUACUGUGACUCUAAUACAAUGUAUGUGGAGCCAGUGAUAUAGAAACUUGUAUAUGUACAAGGAUUUCCCAUGUUCUAAGUAUGACUCUUGAAGCCAGUGAUAUAUUUGUACAAAGAUUAUCCAUGUAUUGUGGCUCUUGAAGCCAGUGAUAAAGAACUGGUGAGCGUUGUGGCCAGUGGACCUCUGUACUUAUUCUUUGCUUACGAGCUGCAGAAUAGGUUUUUGUACUUAUAUGUAUGAUGUACUAGUAGAUAAAAUACAAAUUGUCUUUUUAUUGUAUAUCUUUUAUAUUUUAUACAUGCUUGAAUGUGCAUCCGUCGUUAUAGGCAAUUCUGUACUUAUUAUACUAAUUGCGGUAUUUUUGCUCUGUUUAUUUAAAAUAAAUAUCGUGUGUGGUUGUA
This is a messenger RNA of Saccostrea cuccullata (small rock oyster), 1008 nucleotides long. RefSeq lists its product as uncharacterized. Gene Ontology annotation, cellular component: SNARE complex; plasma membrane. The coding region runs from base 174 to 512 and encodes 112 amino acids. The transcript is spliced from 3 exons. Gene Ontology annotation, molecular function: syntaxin binding; SNAP receptor activity. The record is from RefSeq and is a predicted model, not a curated record. Gene Ontology annotation, biological process: vesicle-mediated transport; vesicle fusion. NCBI's taxonomy places the organism in Eukaryota, Metazoa, Mollusca, Bivalvia, Ostreida, Ostreidae.